GAAGAAGAUCAAGCGCAGAGUCCUGAAGAAGAAUCCUCUGAAGAACAUGAGGAUAAUGUUCAAACUGAACCCAUAUGCCAAGACUGCCAGACGUCACGCAAUUCUCAAGCAUGAUCCCAAAAUCAAGGCUAAGAUGCUGAAACCCAAGAAGAAGCCUGGAAAGAAGGGAGCACCCAAGAAAAUCAAGGCUUAACUUUUUACCUGACUGGAGUUAACUGAACAAUAAAUAAGUUUUGGAUCAAAUUAAGAGUUCGACCUGUCCUUAACAUUUUUAUUCUAUAAUUUGCUUUUCACAUACUGCAGAAAGCAUUGUGUUCUGUGGUUAAAGAACUCAAGGUGAAAAUGCACUAACAGUGCUGUAUUUCCAAAUUCACUUAACUGUGCAAUUUGUUUAAAACUACUUUUCCUGCCAACUCCCUAAUACGUUGUAACUGUCAGAGCUUUUUAAAACAUGGUUUACAGUGCUUAGGUGUAAUAUUUCACCAAAACGAUAUAGUCUGGUCUCGGAAGGAAACAGCUGAGAUGGAGGUAAGAACAGGUAAUGGCACUUUUAAUCUUUGCGAACAGUUUUUAUUUGAAAAUUCCUUAUGGAAUCUCUGCAGAAAGAACUGAACCUUCUGAGAAUGCCUCCCAGUGGUCAUGUUGGAUUCUCCUACACAUGGUCUGGGUCCUUCCUGCAAGCGGAUGAGAUGUACAGCACCCAGUGUAAUCUGCCUGCCUCAAGGCUGACUACUUGCCGAUGCAUAAGAUGACCAACACAGACCUGAGCAGGAUUCUGAAGAGCGAGGAGAUCCAGAAAGCACUUCGUGCACCCAGGAAGAUGAUCAACCGCAGAGUCCUGAAGAAGAAUCCUCUGAAGAACAUGAGGAUAAUGUUCAAACUGAACCCAUAUGCCAAGACUGCCAGACGUCACGCAAUUCUCAAGCAUGAUCCCAAGAUCAAGGCUAAGAUGCUGAAACCCAAGAAGAACCCUGGAAAGAAGGGAGCACCCAAGAACAUCAAGGCUUAAAUUUUUACAUGUUUGGAGUUCACUGAACAAUAAAUAAGUU
Phycodurus eques (leafy seadragon) is the source of this 1049-nucleotide messenger RNA. Its product is annotated as large ribosomal subunit protein uL4A-like. Bases 740 to 1009 code for a protein of 89 amino acids. Lineage: Eukaryota; Metazoa; Chordata; Actinopteri; Syngnathiformes; Syngnathidae. Gene Ontology annotation, cellular component: cytosolic large ribosomal subunit. Gene Ontology annotation, molecular function: structural constituent of ribosome; RNA binding. The transcript is spliced from 5 exons. The record is from RefSeq and is a predicted model, not a curated record.